AUGGCUACUACUAAAGCUGACGCCGCUCAAGAGACCAUUUCGGCCGCUGAGACGACGGACCUCAGUCGCUAUGUUCUGAUACUCGGCAACUUCACCAAUCUACCCGACGUCGCCAAGUUGUCCGAGAACUACAGAUAUAUCUUCACCCCUCCAAAGGAAAGCCACAACUGGAAGGAAGCCAUGACCGGCGAGGUCCGCGGCCCCUUUCUAGCUCUGGAAUUCGAGAAGGACAUGUACAACCCGGACGGCUGGAUGAUAGGUUCUUCGGACGAUACCGACCGAUGCCACCUUCGAAUCGAUCUUGACGUGGAAUCUACAUGGCCGCGUCUUACUCAAUUCACCCAUCGGAACCCAUUGGCCGUUAUUGUUCACGGGAAGCGUGGAGACCGCAAAGCUCCUCCUUACCCAGAAAAGGUCCGUCAAGAUCGAGACGUUUGCCCCAUCACGGUCAACUUCGGCACCUCUAGCUUCCAGGCAUGGCGUCUGAUCCUCACGUCCCCAGACGAGACGAGAAGCUACCAUCAGCGCCUUGAGAAGCACUUCAAGAACUACUUCGACACCAUGCCGGUUUUCCCAAGCAUUCAACCCCUUUCCGGGCCCGAGACCUUCGCUGUGCGGUUUGGGCAGAAUAGUGCAGUAUACAAGCGGGAGGGGGAGCUAAGCAAGGGAACAAAUGGGACGGUCCAUCGGGUGGUGGAGGCGACCUCCAGGAAGAUCUAUGCUGCAAAGGAACCGUACUAUAAGGCGUCCGACUCGGGCACCAGGCUUGUAGAGCGGUUCAAACGUCUGGAGGCAGGGUACGACAAGCUAAUAGAGCUUAAGCGCCCGCACAUAGUCGAAGCCGUAGAGCUACUGCUCGUCGCCGACAACAGACAGCUUCCCCCAUGGAUGAUUAUGGAGUACAUCGAGGACAGCCUGGACAGUGCUCUCACCCACUUCAAAGGCGCCCGGAGCCUCGUCAUCGUACCUCAAUUCAUCGAAGCGGUGGAAUUCAUGCACGCCAAAAACUGUCGCACAUAA
Messenger RNA from Trematosphaeria pertusa, 1020 nucleotides. RefSeq lists its product as uncharacterized. NCBI's taxonomy places the organism in Eukaryota, Fungi, Ascomycota, Dothideomycetes, Pleosporales, Trematosphaeriaceae. The record is from RefSeq and is a predicted model, not a curated record. Gene Ontology annotation, molecular function: protein kinase activity; ATP binding. The transcript has 3 exons. The coding region runs from base 1 to 1020 and encodes 339 amino acids. Gene Ontology annotation, biological process: protein phosphorylation.